Molecule: messenger RNA, 9229 nt
Organism: Myxocyprinus asiaticus (Chinese sucker)
Lineage: Eukaryota; Metazoa; Chordata; Actinopteri; Cypriniformes; Catostomidae
Exons: 2
Coding region: 5214-6713 (499 amino acids)
Source: RefSeq, a predicted model, not a curated record
CACACACACACACAAAUAAACUUUUGGUAUCAUGUCUUAGAAGAUCUUGAUUGCUUCACCUUUUUUUCUUUUUAUUUAAUUUUUUUUUUCAUGAGAAAAAAGACCAUACCGUAUGCCAGUGGUGCCCAAACAUUUUGGACACAAGGCACAUCAAAAGUCAAACCAGAAUCUCAAGGCACACCAACUUAUUGUCACUGUAAUCAAUCAAACCAUCACAUAUUGGUGGAAGUUAAAGGUCAAUGGUUGGUGCCAUAUAAAAUUGCCAUACACGAUUAGAAAAGGCCCUAAGGAAUAAUUUGAGAUGCAACACUAUAUCAAUAUUUUCUUCCUAUUAAUUGAACAUCCUGUUCAACUCUGUUUUAGUAUGAUGACCUCCUCUGUGCUGGAAACUGUCAGAGGAAGGCUUUAUCAAUGGGAAAAUGACAAAAUGCUUAGGGAUGAAAUAUUAUACCUACUGCCUAUUAUAGAAUUUUGUUUUUAAGUAAUAAGUUAAUUUAAAAUGUCAGUAAUGUAAACAUAUUUACUAAAUAGAUGUACCCUUUCCCCAGACAAUGUAGACAUCCUUAUCUUUUUGAAAAAGAAUUUGUUAUAAGCUCAGGUCUGCUUUGCUUGAAUAUUUUAGAUAUUUUAAGAUUUUAUAUAAAAAUUGGACAUGUUGAAUGUUGUUUUCAUUUAAGACCAUGGGCAAAAGUUCCUUUCUUUAAGUGUUUUACAGAAUAAAUGGAAAGCAAAGUUAUAUUUGCCUCCCCUGUUUUCUUUUUUUUUAUUUUUUAUUUUUUUGAGGAUCCGAAAAAUGGUCCGAUCUGUGACUCAAAACCGUGAUAGGAUCUGAACUGUGAGUUCGGAUGCUAUCGCAGUUUUGAGAUGGGUGAUCCAUUGCACCCUUAAUCGCUACUUGCUGGUUCCUGACUAUAUAUUUAAUGCUACGCUACACUAACUCCAGAUCACAUACUCUAGUGGCUAGCGUUGCUGACCUCUGUGACCAAAUUAGUUUAAAAGAAAAUGCGGUAGCACCGUGGGUCUGGGCGGUUUCGUGAUUUUCUUUUUUUUACCUUACAGUAUAAAUGUGGGGUACAUUUACAUAUGUUCUUGAAGAGUUUGUUCUGUUGAUGGAAAAUAAUAUUUUUGGAGAUGUCUUCACCCUUUGUAAAACUUAAUAGUCCAAAUGUGUGUUUUAUUCCAAUAUUGCCAGUGUACAAACCUUUUCCAGCCUUUUGUCUAGUCCCAACAGGGCUGUGAUGCAAGGGACUAACAAUCCCAUUUUCUGAUAUCUAACACACAUCUGAUUUGAUAGCAGCUCUGGUAUUGACAGAAUACUAAAAGAGGACACAUACAUGACCCACCAUUGAGGUGACUGUAUAGUUACCAGGAUUGGGGAGUAACGGAAUACAUGUAACUGGAUUACGUAUUUAAAAUGCAAAAUAUAAGUAACUGUAUUCCACUACAGUUACAUUUUAAAUCAUUGGUAAUUAGAAUACAGUUACAUUCAAAAAGUAUUUUGAUUACUGAAGAGAUUACUUUGCAUUUUAUUGUCAUUUGUUUCAUUUAAUAUUUAGUCCUUUCAGAUGGAAAACAUUUAUACAUAUAAAUGAUGCGAUCCAAAGUGCAUUUGAACAGCGGUGAAACACUUUCUUAUGAUGUGUUACAUUCAUACGAGCAGACAGAGAAGCGGAGCAUUGAAAGAAUGAAGAUUAAUGGGAAAAACCUUGGUCCUGAAUCAGAGCUGGAUUUGGUCACUCACCGCUUUGGGCCCACAGGCGGCUGAUGUUUUCUUUUCCUUUUUAGAGGAUUUUAUGAAAUGAACUCAGUACCCAGGAGGGACUCACAUGCACUAAAAUGCACGCACACAUGUACUAACAUGCACGCGUGACCAGCCCGGAUUUGUAAACACAGAAAAGAAAAACUCAUAUUACAAAACACAGAGGGAGUGUCACUUGAUUUGAUUUGAAUUUAUUUAGCACAUUUAGAAGAACAGGAGACAAAAUACAAGCUUUUUUAAUUCCUAGUAACUGCAGGACUCAAAUAGAUGUAGUGGAGUACAAAUAUAAAGUUUGAUAAAAUGGCAAAAAUAAAUAAAUAAAUAAAUAGACUUGAGUAAAAGUACUUUGAUUCUUUCAACCCUUAAUUUUUGUAUUAUGUUUUGGACCACUGUUUGCUCUCUGUUUUCUUGACUUGAUAGGAAAACUUGAUGUGAUAUCUUUACUUGUCUCUGAGGCAAUGUCUCUGUGAGUCUUUCUUUUCUAUUUGUAAAUAGUGGGCAUAUUUGACAUGAGUUGUCCUCAUCACAAAGUCUCUCAAAUCUUUUAAUGUUCAGAUUUUCUUCUUUUAUUUGCACUUCUAGUUCAUUGACUUUAUAGGCAAUAUCCUCAGGAAUUCUCUCUCAUGUCUGUAGAGUCUUCAGUAUGUUUUCUGAUAGUUGAACUAGGCCUAUCUUUGUCUUCAAUUUCAUUUUGUAUAGGCUCCACUAAAUUGUUAAUAGCAUUUUCAGAUUUUGUCUCACUUAUCUCAUUUAUAAGUAUCUUUGCAAGUAGUAGACAAGCAAACUUUUAUGAUAUGAGAAAGUAUAGCAGUCACAUACAUUUUCCAAUCCCAAUGCAUGGUUUUGAUACUACUCUGCCAAAUAACCUUUCAGCCUCUAACUAUUUUGAGGCUUUGCAGAAACCAAUUUGUUGUUUGUUCUGUCCUCUUUUUGAAGGAAACAUAGGUUCCCUAUCUGUCACUCACUCAACGUUGUGUCAAUGUAGUGACACUAGGGGUCACUCUUGGGAGCAGGAGACACCUCUGGUCUUUGAUAAAAGGUCAAUGAAAUUGGCGAGUGGUAUUUGCAUGCCACUCCCCUUUGGAGCCGAACGGUCAUGCUCACAGAGCUGAAAACUACUGUUCAUUCACCUCUGCUGGAUUUGACGACGCAUUUCAGUGGCUUCUCCCCCCUCUGCACUGGUGCACUGCAGAGAAUGCCCCUGGGCGCUUCGGCAGAAAUAAAAGAGUAUAUUUCUCUAAAAGAGCAGCACACACGGAAUGUUUUUUUAAAGACGCGUCUUUCUAAAGAUGCUUUUCCGAUUGUGUGUUAUUCCUGGUUGCGCUUGUUAUCUCUCACCUUCUGAUGGUCACGAUCACUGUCUUUCGUGUCUGGGCACUGCUCACGAUGAGACAGUGUUCGUGGAUGGUCAUGUUCUCAUUGCGAGGAUAUGUCCAUGGUAACGUUGUGGUCGCGGCUCGCCUUUGUAAGAAAGCAAGCCACCCCAGAGGCUCCCCGCCUCGGUCCAUUUACCCACGGGUAUGAGGCCAGCGCGGCUAGUACUGGGGGCGAUUUGGGGACCCCAGUGGGACCGCCUCCACCGGGUAUCCCCCCACGGACCUCCCAUUCCCCAACACGCUCAUCUGCCCCGAUCGGGCUUCCGGAUGAGUCCACCGGCUCUUCUCACGGCGAGUUCGACCUCUUAUUCAGAGUUCGCGAAAGUGAUGAGCUCUCGAGCACAGCAUUGGAGAGCGGGCUCGUCCAGUCAGAAGCCUUAGCUGGGCUCCUCCCUUCGGGGAUGAUUGCCCAGUCACAGGCUGACAUGGAGAUGACGACAUGCUUUCCAGGGCGCCGCUCAAAGCCACGCCCCGCCCCCGUUCCUUUCUUCCCGGAAGUGCAUGAAGAGCUGACAAGGUCACGGAAGGCACUUUUUACUGCCCGGUCCCGAUCUUUUCAGCUUCCCCGCCCUCACUACCCUCGAUGGUGGGGCGGCCAAGGGCUAUUCGGCAAUCCCCCGGUGGAUAAAGGCGCUCGCGGUGCACCUAUGCCCGCAGAGCGCCGCCACCAGGUGCGGGUGCCCAAAGCCCCCGUCCAAGGCCUGUAGGUUUACGUCGUCUCUGCCGGCAAAAGGCCUAUGGUGCCGCUGGACAAGCUGCCUCCACCCUGCAAGCCAUGGCUCUCCUGCAAUUCCGCCAAGGCGCUAAAGGAACUGCAUGAGGGUAGUUCUGCCCUGGGAUUGAUGCAGGAACUGCGCUCGGCAACCAACCUCGCUCUCCAAGCGAUGGAGGUCACGGCACGGUUUCUUGGGCAGACGAUGGCCACACUAGUGGUCCAGGAGCGCCACCUUUGGCUCAACCUGGUCGAGAUGGGCGGGGCCGACAAGACACGAUUCCUUGCUGCCCCCAUUUCCCAGGUGGGCCUAUUUGGCGACACCGUCGAGGACUUUGCCCAGCAGAUUUCGAUGGUGGAGCAGUAGACGGAUGCUAGCCGGCAUAUCCUGCCCCGGCGCGGCUCAAGAUCCCGCACCCUGUCUACUCAUCACCAAGGGCGUCUCCCUGUGGUGACUGCACCAGCUCCGCCGCAGCCUGCCCCUUCGGCCCGGCCCCGGCAUGGAGCCCACUGCAGGAAGCAGACGCCAACCGUCUCACGGCCACCCAGAACCCGUAAAAGGCUUCAAAGCGCCCUUGAGAUGGGCGACCCAGGGACAAUGAAACCCGCUGCUCUGGAGCUGGUAAGCAGAUCUCUCCAUCUUUUUGUAACCUUUUGCAUUUAACUGCACUGCAUGUCCAAGUGGCUGCAGUACUCAAGAGCUCAGCAAGAGCAGUUUCCUUGUUCCCUGGGUCACGUAUCCGGUGUGCAGGGCCGUCAUCACAACCACCGUCCACCACUCUAUUUGGCAGGUUUGGCGCUCCAGCGGCGGUCUCCCGCCCCUGAGCGCCCAGCUGUGGCACAAAUCUGCCCCCGAUGUGACAGUCUCCAUGGGUCACGAGGACAGGCCUCUUCCUCCCCCGUCCCAGGCUGUUCCGGGUGUGGUCACAAGGAGCCAGGUAAGUGCUUUGAUGUCCUUAGACUUAGCAUGGCCAUGACGUGGUGUGGCACCUUGAGUUCUGCCCUGCCGUGAGGCCCCACCUGCCGGUACAUCCGAUGACACUGUCCCUUUGGUCCCCCUUGCGCGGAACUUGGACGUAUGGCUUGCGUUUUCCAAUCGGUCAUGAGGGGGGCUGGUCCGGACUGUCCGACUCAGCUACACGAUUCAGCGAUGUCCACUUCACCUUGGUGAAGGACGAAAACGCUGCUACCUUGCGCGGAGAUCGCUACCCUCCUACGGAAGGGCGUGAUAGUACCUGUUCCUCCAGCCGAGAUGAAGAAGGGUUUUUUCAGCCCCUACUUCAUCAUACCAAGAAAAGGCAGUGGGUUGCGGCCAAUCUUGGACCUGUGAGUUUUGAACUAGGCUUUACACAGACUCCCGUUCAAAAUGCUGAUGCAAAAACACAUUCUGGCGAGCGUCCGGCAUCAAGAUUGGUUCACUGCGGUAGACCUGAAGGAUGCAUACUUCCACGUCUCGAUCCUUUCUCGACAUAGACCCUUCCUGCGGUUUGCAUUCGAGAGUCAGGCGUAUCAGUACAAAGUCCUCCCUUUCGGCCUGUCCCUGUCUCCUCGCGUCUUUACGAAGGUCGCAGAGGCUGCCCUUGCCCCGUUAAGGGAGGUGGGCAUUCGCAUUCUCAACUAUCUUGAUGACUGGCUAAUCCUAGCUCAUUCUCAAGACAUGUUGUGCGCACACAGGGACCUGGUGCUCUCACACCUCAGCCGACUAGGGCUUCGGGUCAACUGGGAAAAGAGCAAGCUCCUCCUGGUUCAGAGCAUCUCUUUUCUCGGUUUGGAGUUGGACUCAGUCUCCUUGAUGGCGCGCCUUAUGAACGAGCGUGCCCAGUCGGUGCUGGCUUGUUUGAAGGCGUUCAAACUGAAAACCUGCUGUUCCACUGAAACUUUUUCAGAGGCUCCUGGGGCAUAUGGCAUCCUCGGCGGUGGCCACCCCGCUCGGGUUGAUGCAUAUGAGGCCGCUUCAGCACUGGCUCCAGACUUGAGUCCCGAGAUGGGCAUGGCGCCACGGGACACGUUGCGUGGUCAUCACGCCAGUCUGUCACCGUCUUUUCAGCCCUUGGACCGACCUCUCAUUUCUACGGGCAGGUGUUCCUCUAGAACUGGUCUCCAGGCGCGUCGUGGUCACAACAGAUGCCUCCAAAACGGGCUGGGGUGCUUGCAACGGGCACACAGCCGCCGGCCUCUGGACGGGUCCGCGACUGCAUUGGCACAUCAACUGCCUUGUGUUGUUGGCAAUUCUGCUCAACCUGCGGAGGUUACGGCCGUUGAUCCAGGGCAAGCAGGUAUUAGUUCAGACAGACAACACGACAACGGUAGCAUAUGUCAACUGCCACGGCAGUCUGCGCUCUCGUUGUAUGUCACAACUCGCCCGCCGUCUCCUCCUCUGGAGUCAGCAGCACUUCAAGUCGCUGCAAGCCACUCACAUCCCGGGCAACCUCAACACUACAGCGGACGCGCUGUCACGACAGAUUACCCUCAGGGGAGAGUGGAGACUCCACCCUCAGAUGGUCUAGCUGAUUUGGAGUCGAUUCAACAGGCACAGGUGCACCUGUUCACCUCCCAAGAAUCCUCCCCACUGCCCGCUCUGGUACGCCCUGACCGAGGCCCCCCUCUACAUAGAUGCGCUGGCACACAGCUGGCCCCCUGGCAUGUGCAAAUAUGCGUAUCCCCCAGUGAGCCUGCUUACACACCUGCGGUGGUAGACAUGAUCACUCAGGUUAGGGCCCCCUCUACGAGGCGUAUGCCUUUAAGUGGCGUCUGUUCACUAAGUGGUGUUCUUCCCAUCGGGAAGACCCCAGGAGAUGCGCAGUCAGAUCAGUGCUUUCCUUCCUGCAGGAGAGGUUGGAAGGGAGGCUGUCCCCUUCCACCUUGAAGGUGUACGUUGCCGCCAUAGCAGCACACCAUGACGCAGUCGACGGUAAGUCCUUAGGGAAGCACGACCUGAUCAUCAGGUUCCUAAGAGGCACCAGGAGGCUGAAUCCCUCCAGACCGAGCCUCGUUCCCUCAUUGGACCUCUCUGUAGUUCUUCAGGGUCUACAGAGAGCCCCCUUUGAGCCUUUGCAGUCAGCCGAGCUUAAGGCACUCUCCUUGAAGACUACCUUCCUGACUGCGCUCACUUCCAUCAGAGGGUAGAUGACCUGCAAGCGUUCUCUGUCAGCAAAACGUGCCUGGAGUUCGGUCCAGGUUACUCUCACGUGAUCCUGAGACCCUGACCGGGCUAUGUGCCCAAGGUUCCCACCACCCCUUUAGGGACCAGGUGAUGAACCUGCAAGCGCUGCCCCAGGAGGAGGCAGACCCAGCCCUGUCGUUGCUGUGUCCGGUGCGCGGUUUACGCAUCUAUUUGGAUCGCACGCAGAGCUUAAGAAUCUCUGAGCAGCUCUUUGUCUGCUUUGGUGCACAGUGGAAAGGAAGUGCUGUCUCCAAGCAGAGGAUCGCCCACUGGCUCAUUGACGCCAUGACUAUGGCAUAUGUCGCCUAGGACAUGCCGCCCCCGGUAGGGCGACAAGCCCAUUCUACCAGGGGUGUAGCGGCUCCCUGGGCCCUGGCCAGGGGUGCCUCUCUAACAGAAAUUUGCAGAGCAGCAGGCUGGGCAACACCCAACACCUGUGCAAGGUUCUACAACCUCCGGGUGGAACCGGUUUCAUCCCAGGUAGUGGCACGCAACACAAGCGGAUAAGCCCAGGAUAGCUGGCCGGGUGUAUCGCUUGCACAUAGCACUUUUCACCUCCCUUGGAGCUUAAGACGUGCGCCAUUAAUUCCCAGUAGUGUUCACAAACUUUGUUCCCUGGUUGACUUCCUCCGAGCCCUGUGGCAGUCGAGUUUUCGGAGAGACUCGCUGCCAGCCCAGUACACGCGCUAACUAAGAGCCCUGUUCUGGGGUAGGUGCUCCGCAUGUGGCGGUUCCCUGUAAGGCUAACCCCAUGCGAUUGUAUAUCUUCCGCUAAUUCGUUUCCCUGUUGGCAAACUGCGUCUUCCUUGGGCAGAGCCCCUCUGCCCCAGUCUCCAUGUUUGUAGUAACUCCUCCCCCAUUGGGCAGGAUCUACCUUGAAGACUCUCCACAUGGUUGGAAAGACCAUGUGACAUAUUUUUCCACUUAAAUAUCCCCCCCUCUCUUUGGGCGAGGUGUGGUCUCCGCGGUGUCUUCCCCUUGGGAGGGACACCCCCCGACUAGACCUGGCGGCCCAGUCGGAUAAUCCCCCUUCUUUUUUAGGGAGUGGAAAUAAAGAAGGGGAAAAGAGGCCAUGACUGGGUUAAGCCUGUCUCUAUCUUUUGGGUAGUCGAUUUGUCCCCAAAAAGGGCCGUUUGACACUCAUAAAUAUGUUGGGGGAGGUUACGUGUCAACCUGGUAUGCUGGCUAUGAGGCACACAGUAGUCUGCCCACCACACACCACCAGUUCACGUAACACAGUUCAGCCAAUUGUUGCGUUUCUUAUAGGGACCCUUAGUGUCACUACAUCGACACAACGCUGAGUGAGUGACAGAUAGGGAACAUCAUGGUUACUUGUGUAACCUCCGUUCCCUGAUGGAGGGAACGAGACGUUGUGUCCCUCCUGCCACAGCGCUGAACUACCCGCUGAAAUGGCCGGACCUUAUAUCGGCUCCUCAGCAUAAAACCUUAAUGAGUGGCUGCAUACCAGCUCCUUUUAUACCCAUAUGUCCGGGGGAGUGGCAUGCAAAUUCCACUCGCCAAUUUUCAUUGGCCUUUUAUCAAAGACCAGAGGUGUCUCGGGCUCCCAAGAGUGACCCCUAGUGUCACUACAUCGACACAACGUCUCAUUCCCUCCAUCAGGGAACGGAGGUUACACAAGUAACCAUGACGCCUUACAUCCUUUGGCCUUACGACUUCGGGGCAUGCAUGCUCCAGAGCGUUUGCAUGUAAACAAGAAAUAUCCAUCUUUCUGAUUUUGCAGACUUGCAGAAUUCACACUCCUAAAAUGAGCAUCUUUGGAGGUGUUUAUGGUGGUGAAUCUUGAAUGAAUUCAUAAGCAUCAGAAUCAUUUUCCAGAACAUGGACUGUUAUAUCUGUCUUUUUGUUGUUUCCUUUAAAUCUCUCCUCUUUGUAUACAGUUGUCUUUAUAAAUUCCUCCAUCUUGCAGGUUGUGGUGUACAAAACCUAGAAAGCAAAGGGAAACCAACAAUUAGGCUAAAAACAUCAAUGAUGUAAAGACAUAAAAAUGUAUGAUAAUCUCAAGAAAGUAAUGCACGUUGUGAGCUCAACCUGUAUGGAGUAAAAGGAAAGAUGGAUGGCCUUAAUAAAGAGGCCUUAAUAACCUUAAUAAUAGACCUUCCAACCAACUGUACCUUAUGUAAAUAAAAAUAUGUGAUGUCUAAUUCGUAUUACUGUCUAUGCUUCCUAUGCACUCCAAGCAGGGCACUGUAUCUGGCACU